GGCGCGCUAGGGACACACACACAGUUGGCGCUUUCAUAGUAUUAGAUACUCUGCGCGGAGAAGUUACUGCGCACCACCUCCUUCCUUACUGCGCGCUUGCACCUGUAGCAGCGUCCAGCGCGGCUUCACCGCGGCAGCACCUCCCACCCGCACGUCCUUCUGUCCAACGGCCUGCCGCCGCCCGCCUGCCCUUGCCGAGGGCCGCUGGUCCGCCCUUAUGUCGUUCUCCGGGCCCUUUCUCUCUCCACCCAUUCUCCCCCCCUCCCCACUAUCCCCUCCCGCGCCACCUUUCCCGUCCCCGCAAUCCGCCGCUUUCCCAUCGCCCUCCUCUUACCCCCCUCCGUUGCCCUCCGCAUAUCCGCCCUUCCUUCCGCCCCCCCCACUCCCAUCCGCGGAGGGCUUCUGCCUGGCGUGGCAGCACCCGCACGCCUCGCUUAUAUCGCGGACAUGGUUCGCUAUAGUCACCGUUGCGCCGCCCCUGCUCUUCCUGCUCUUCCUGCUCUCCCGCGUCCGCCCCGCCCUGGCGCAGCUGCGGCGCGCGCGCAGCGCGGGCGUGCUGGGGGGACAGUGCGGCGUGAUGGCGGGGUUCUACGCGCUGCUGUGGGCCGCCGCGGGUACCAACCUCGCGCGGACCCUGGCGCAGCUCCUCGUGCUCUCACCAGCCGCUGCAGCACCCGCCAGCACCCACUGGGUGAGCGCAGCGUGGCUGGCGGCGGGGUGCGUGGGCGUGUGUGUGGAGGCGGGCGUGGUGGUGUUCCUGCUGCACCCCGUGCUCAUGUCCGCCUCUGAGGCGCUGCUGCGCACCGCCCUCAUCGCUGCCAUCCUUGCUGCCGCUGACACCGCUCUCCAGGCGUCGCUGGUCUUCCACCACGCCGUGCCGCUCUUCUCGCCCGCCCUCUCGUCGGGCGGUGCGGGCGCCGCAUGGGCGUUCUGGCUCGCCCAUGACGCCUGCCGCGCCGCCGUCUACGCUGCGCUGCUCGCCCUGCCUCUCUCCCACUGGCGUGACGCCCUGCCUGCCGGGCCUGCCUUCCACCGCUACGUCUUCCUCCUGCUGCUCCUCCACGCCUGCUCCGCGCUUGCCUGCCUCCUCCUCGCCCUCCACGCCUCUGCGGCCCUCUGCAUACGAGGGCUGGCAGUCUACCUCUACACGGCCUGCUUUCCCCCACUGCUCUACGCCACCUUCCUAGCGGACUUCUUCAAGGACGAGGAUGCAGCAGUGGAGGACGCGUAUUACUCUGAGAUGAGGGACGCAGGCUACUUUGAUGCUGAUGGCGACUGGGACUGAUGUCCAGGUUGACAGGCACCUUGAGGGAUGGCGAUGGUUCCUCCUGAUGUUAUGGGGAUUCCGAAUCGCCAAAUGUGCACUUGGCGUCGCCUUACCAGAUGCCAUCCAUGUGUGAGAUGGGCUACACCCGACCCAGUAUUUAGUGUAUAUAAUAUUGUGUAUUUCACAUCCGAUACUGCAUUUUAGCAGGCAACGUUUGAUUGCGCAACCUCACGAUAUUUUAGUACCAGAACGCAAUGCCUUGCAUUCCCUUCUGCUGUUCUGUCUUUACUCUUCUUCCAAGAUAGAGAGCCCAUGCAUUUAUUCUA
Messenger RNA from Closterium sp. NIES-67, 1593 nucleotides. The record is from the annotation of a GenBank genome assembly. Lineage: Eukaryota; Viridiplantae; Streptophyta; Zygnematophyceae; Desmidiales; Closteriaceae.